Acytostelium subglobosum LB1 is the source of this 288-nucleotide messenger RNA. RefSeq lists its product as hypothetical. The transcript has a single exon. Gene Ontology annotation, cellular component: membrane. Lineage: Eukaryota; Evosea; Eumycetozoa; Acytosteliales; Acytosteliaceae. Gene Ontology annotation, molecular function: ATPase-coupled transmembrane transporter activity. Bases 1 to 288 code for a protein of 95 amino acids. Gene Ontology annotation, biological process: transmembrane transport. The record is from RefSeq and is a predicted model, not a curated record.
AUGGAGACAGAUGAGGUCAUUCAAAAGACCAUCAGAGAGCAGUUCCAUAACUCAACGGUGAUCACCAUUGCACAUAGACUCAAUACCAUUGUCGACUAUGAUAUGAUUGUGUUGAUGAGUGAUGGACGUAUCAAACAGGUUGGCAAACCAUCUGAAGUGCUCCAACUCAUGGACUCCCCAACCAACUCUUCGCCAAACCUACCAUCACUCUCCACGGCACCCAGUGACUCAACAGCCUCAUCAUCAUCAUCCCAUAACAUGAUGCCAAUCAAGGAGUCACUCAUCUAA